Molecule: messenger RNA, 5511 nt
Organism: Planococcus citri (citrus mealybug)
Lineage: Eukaryota; Metazoa; Arthropoda; Insecta; Hemiptera; Pseudococcidae
Exons: 1
Coding region: 2753-5116 (787 amino acids)
Source: RefSeq, a predicted model, not a curated record
CGUACGGCACGGGUACGCAUACCCAUAACAGUCGUCGAUGACUUCCUCGAUACUUUCGGCUUUAUCCCGGCGGAAUUUAUGUAAGUUUUAAGAUGUUUAGAUUAAGUAGGAUACGUACGUACCACCUAGUAUUAAGUCAAGAUGUACCUGAUUUCUGAUUUUUUUCGAUUUUUCGUUUCGAAUAAAAUAAUUAAUGUACACACGUAUAGACUUCUUUAUUUUACUUAAAGUACAAUAAAUGAACAAAUUGACACACGUACAAAGCCAGAGAAUAACUACUGUAACAGGUAAGUGAAAUUGAUUCUCUUGAAUAUCGCAAUCGUGAAAUAUCACAUCACUCUAGAUCGGAGAAUAUUUUGCUAAGCAAAAUUCGAAUGUGCGUUCGUACGAUUAUCAAACCAAAAUUUUGAUAAAUCAACCAAUGUGCCAGUAGUUCGAUUAAGUGCGUUCUCGCAAAGCAUAAUAUUUCGAGCGUAUAAGGGAGGCAGCGUGCGUAUAUCGAGUACUGUAAAUUGAUGUAAAGUGAUCGCGUUUAUAAUAUUACCGUACGGUUAAUUUACGAGUGUUUUGCUACGCAAUCUUUCUACGUUCGUGCGAUGGCUCAGGAGCCGAUUUUCCCCGGAUUAGAUCCGGCGCUUGCGGCCAUUCGACCGCCAGAAAUGAGACCACCGUUCCGAUCGAUCUUCUUACAAUUCCAGCGACCUCGACACGCAGUACAACGACGCCCGCGUAUCGUAGUAACAGUCGCUGCCAAUGAGCGGAAUAUAUACGCUUCCUCCAUAUCAACGACUUCGACCAACGGCUAAAUGAGCUAAUUUUUCAAAAUCUAACAGAUUUCGCGUACGGAAACUCAGCAAUCGUUAUCGAAUUUCACCAACAUUUUAAUGAAGAAGGUGCGCAGCUGAUCAUUGCGAGGCGAAGAGAUCGUACGACAAGGGUCUAUCGACCAAUGGCGAUCAUAGACGAGUUCCUGCAGCUAUUAAGAUUAAAUUACGCGGAUUUUGCGUAAAAUUUGAAGUUUUAUACACUCGAAAAAGUAAGAACUCGUCCGGUAACUGUUUAUAGGUAACUUGUACCUCGGUAUUUAAUUUUAAGAUGUAAAAUUUCUCAACGAAUAAAACUGUACGGAUAGUCCAGCGAUAUACGUAUACGUAUUACUUGUCCAUGCCUACCAGGGCAAAACAAAUAGGAACUAUGUUCGAACAAAUAGGUAAAAGCUUACAUAAGAAUCAACAAAAUUAUAGGAAGGGCAAACGUGGCAACAGGGGAUAAAAUUAACAGACUCAAAAAUGAGUAAAAAUUUAACGAAAUGCUUCGAAUAGAAUAUCACCAACGUGAUAAGAGUUUAAAAAUAAACUUGGUAACUAUUAUCUGAACAGAUAUGGGUAAGUAUCAAUUGUAUUGAAACAUUUUUCUCUACAGGUGGUAUUACAGUUAUGAUACGAACGCAAGAUGCACCUAUGUGCAAAUAACCGAAAGGUAAGUACUUUACAAUUAUACCUAGCUCGGGAAAAUACGUAGAAACGAAUGAUUGAAAAAUUUAUACAUGUACGAAAACGUACACAUUUUUUGAUUUACUAUUUUAAAAACCUGAAACGCUCGUUCCGCCUCACACUAACCUACUCACACCUCACUCAAAUUACUCGUACAGUUUCACUCCUGAAAACACAUAAAAAACAUCGUAUAUUUGAGACAGAAAUAGGUGAGUUGAAUAGAGAAGGCGAAGAAAUAGGCAGGUACCUACUUGCCUUGAAAUAAUACAUAAGAAAUGCCAGUUAGAAACGUACGUUUCUUUUUUCUAACUCCACGCCCACCAAAGUGACUAAUUACCAUAAAAAGGUUCAUUUUUUGCUGCAAAUUACUCAAACACUCAUCGUACGAUGAAUACGAACCUUUUUCGGUAACAAUUCAUCGACCAUUAAAAUGGUAAUUAAUGCAUCGUUCGAUGCCCUGCUCAGCGAAAAACAACCACGUGCGUUGACCCAAACAUGUUUUCUACACACGUGAUGACAGCGAAUAGGUUCGUACGAACAAUAUAACACAUCUCAGGGGUCGGUUUCAAGGCUAAAAUUACAAUCAAAUUCCUUUCAAAGGACCAAAUAUUCACUAGCGUGACAACUACGGAUUUAUUACCUAUAAAAAAUCAACUUGAAACCGAAUAAGAUAUCCAAAAGACCGCUUCCUAGUGCGUAAUAAAAUGAAACAAUACGCACAUUGCACGAACGUGUUUCUUCUGCUUUUCGUAGAAAUUUGACUACGCCGCUUGGUCGCCACCAACCAGUCACCUAAGGGAGGGAGAAGGGCAGUUUUUGCGUUAGCAGCUCAUUUCUGUCUACUGAUAUGAUUAUUCUCUUCUAGUCGCUCGUGUUAUCAUCAUGCUUACGCUGGAAGAAUGCGAAACGUUAUCGCGCAUUUUACUGAUAAUCAAAGAAAUACUUGCUCUCGUUCGAGAGAUGCUUUCCACCCUCCUCUAAAUUAUAUUUAUACAAAAAAGGCAUCGAGCGACGCGCGCAGACGGAUUCGAAUUACUAUCUAUUGCACAUAUUGUAAUCGGUUCCAUUAUAUUCCUGUCUACCGCCCGGCUACAGUUCGAUCUUUACGUUUUUAAAAUUAUCAUUGUAUUUUUUAUGUAUGUUAUUAUCGUGUGUGAACGUUUUGCGAAGUAUCAGUGUUCGAUGAAUCGAGUAUUUUAUUACCAUUCUUGUAAAUUGCGCGAAUAAUAUGAAUUUUUUGUGCGUACAUUACGUGUUAUAUGUGUAAAUACUGCGAGUACGAUAAUCCUCUAGUGUCGGUGUGUCGCGAAUUAUAUAUCUACGAACGCAGAGUGUUCGACAUCUCGGGUACGUGUGUACGAUUCGUGGAAAAACUUUACCGAUCGCGAGUGAAUUCAACCAUGGCCGACGACCAAAUUACGGUAAUCUUGUGCUCCAAAUGUCACAAACCGAUUUUCGACCCAAACCAACGAGUAAAUCAUGAUAAUUUACCGACGCUGGCCGCCACGCGCUGCCACGCUUUUCACCCGUUUUGCCUUAGCCAAAUGCGAGGUGAGUCGAUGGCUUCCGACGAAAAUGGCAAUUUUGUAUUAUGCCCAGAGCUGAAUUGUAACCGAGCGAUAAGGCCACUCGACGCGAACUUCAUUAGUCCGGCAACCGAUCAAAUCGCCGCAGCUCCAAUUGCCCGUCCGGACCCACAAAUUGAACUCGACGCGGCCCGCCAACGAAUUUCGAGGUAUGAAUACAUCAUGGAAAAUUAUCGCGAAUCGGUGCAAGAUAGAGAUGCGACGAUUCGCCGCUUACAAAAUCAAUUGCAGCACCAGCGAGAAGUCAAUCGCCAACUACGUAACGAGAACGCUACGCUCGUAAAUCGUAACCAAGCUACCAGGCCGCCGCGAGUCAAUGUAGCCAGUCGCAAUAUGCCUAAUCGUAACGCAGCUGUUACUAGUACCACCGAUCAGCGACGUGUAUCCACGACUUCGACGACUUCGACGAAUACCGAUACGACUCCGGCAAAUACCGCCACAAACGCGGUGACGACUUCGACGACCAACGCCACGAACGUGACAUCGCCGACACCUGGUAUGUCUUCUGGAAACGUAGCGACCGUACGGCCUUUCGAUAAUGCUACGUCUCACCGCCGACCUACGAAUUCGCACGCUGCUGCCGCAUUGUCCAACUACGAAUACGAUACGCCGAUGCGAGAUCUACCCCAAUAUAAUGCAGAUGGAUCGAUCGCAACCAUGGGCUUCCGACCCCUUCGAUCUGGUCCAGCGCCAAGCAACGACAGAUACGAGGCGAUUCCACCUACCGCACGCAAUCCAACGAGCAAAUUCAUCACCGAGCCUGCGAAACCUGCCGAGAAACAAAGACCGCAUUGCAUGGCAAAUCUUUCGAAAAGCCACAAUCGUUUCUACAAAAAAUUCAAGAUCGACUCCAAAAUGCUCAAGCCAUUCUAUCCGCUCAACGCCCUACCUCACGAGUUUACGACACUUGGCGUAUUCGUCGGCGAAAAUGACGCGAGAUCGGCGGUCGCCGCACAAGACGUGUUAUUGGCUGGUGAUGGAUUUGUGCUAGGUGUAGCUGAAUGGAUUAUGUACCAACGCGAUAUACGCGAAUACAUGCAUCCCGGUCUGUAUGGACGCGAGAUUCGUAUUCGAGAAUUCAUCAGCACGCUCGCAAGUUUCAAACGGCUACCGCCUCGCCUCAUCAUCUCCAUUGGUAAUCUUGAUGCGUUCGAUAAUUUCGACAGCGAAGAAUUCAAAGAACUAUUUCGCAGAUUAAUCAAGAUUUGCCGCGACCGCGGAGUGCGUGAAAUUUACGCUGUGCCAAUUAUUCAACACGCGGAGCAAGAUGAAACUGUAUACGCUUCGGUCAUGUCAGUGUUUGAGGUGAACUACAGCACCAUGCUCGGCGGACGCUACGCAUUGAUCGACCCUUAUCCGUGGUUCGUGAACUACACCCCGACAGUAGGUGAACGACCUCCCAUGUACACGAUACAGGAACAUGAGGAGUUCGCGGUAUGGAUACGGCACACGUUCAUUCCGCCGACCAACGAUGCCAGCGAGGCAAUACGUCAACGGUAUCGAGAACCCGAAAAUCUUCUUCGCAACCCGACGGCAGAAUCGCAGUCCGAAAAUGAAUCUUCGUCGACGACUGACAACCGCCAGCUGACGCAUGGCCCAGCUUCGACGUCGCGCGACGCUCAGCCGCACCAGGCCGUCAACGAUUUGACUGAAGACGAUGCCCAACCUGGCCCAUCGACGAAAGCCGCACACACCGAGAGUUGGGUAAACCUUACCGCCGGCCAAGACUCCGAAAACCAUACCAACGACGACGUUUCAACGGCCGAAGAAAAAAUUGACGAAAGCGAAGGUUUUUCGGGCGUUCGAGCGAACGAACAGGAAGCACGGCCACCAACGCCUCAACCGGAUAACAACGACGAUGCCGAUAACGAUUCUGUCGAUUCCAAACUCCAUAUUGACGAGGACAUGAAAUCGCUAUCUACCACGGUCUCAGAGCUGAGCGACGAUGAAAAUCAGCAAGCUGAAAAUACUGGAAAAACCGACGGCGAUGCGACAACCGCUCCAAAUCUAACCACGGACGAAGAAAUGCUCGAAUAAGGUUCGUUUGUACAAUUUAUCAAUUUCAAACUAACAGCAUGAUAUUGACGUACGUCAUUGUUAUUGCUUACGUUUGCAUGGUACUAUGAAGCUCAUGCUGGAAAAAUGUAGACCAGAAACAAAAUUGAAAAAGAGGAAUUGUCCCAUCUCUAUUCAAAAUCAAUACUCGUACGAGUAAUUUUGCAUCGAUCUUUUGGUAAUAAAUGUUGGAACUUUGGCAACUAAGGAUUUUUUAUCGAUGCAACAUGUUUUCUUAAUUACUCAAAAUUUUUCUCGUGUAGUUUGAAAGUGAUAAAUUUCGUUACCUUCGUUUGAAUACUACCCAAUCUUUGACAUAAUGGAGUAUCCAUUAAAAUUACCGACUAUGACUUUUUUGUAAAUAUUUACCACCGAAU